AUGGAAUUCAACAACCAAGAGCUUGAGUCCUUUCGUCGCCAAUGGCUGGAGGAAGUCUCUGCGCGGACCAGACGGCCGUCGCAGCCCUCCCAGCCGAGCCCGAAAUCCGCUGGAGCGUCGGGUGAGCCGAGUCGCAAGCCGCGUCCGCAACAUCAAGCUGCAGACAGGGAAGAAGAGCCUGAUUUCCAACAAAGCGGAAACCCUUUGGAGCCCAUUAAUUUCGAAGCGCUAACGGAGAAGACACAAUACUUGACCCUUGGCCCGACGGACAAUGAUGCUUCUGUUCCGAAGACCCAACAGGCCCCAAGCUCCGCGCUGGAACUCUUUGAGGAAGCAGUGAAUAAAGAGGCCCAGGGAAGCCUUGGGGACAGCUUGGCCCUAUAUCGGAAAGCGUAUAAGCUCGAUGCAAGAGUAGACCAGGCUUACCGAAAGAAACACUUCCCGCCCGCAAAUGUACGGCUGUCAGGACCAAACCCGUCCAAUGCUUCCGUUACCGUACCGAACACCGCACACCACUCAUCCGAAGCACAGCCUGUCCUUUCGACGGCUGACCUCAUCGCUUCCUUUGCACAUCUUCCGAUUCCGGUCGCGGACCCGCUGAUUGCAGGCACACCACCUCCGCCAUGUCCGAUAUCUACUGUCCCGUCGGAGAUUCUGAGCGAGAUCCUCAAGCAGGUUGCGUUGUUGGACCCGGCGUUAUUCGCGCGCUUGGCUCUUGUGUGCAAGCGAUUUGCAUACCUCGUUGAACAUGAACAGCCCAUCUGGCGGAGGCUAUGUCAAGGACCAGAGUUUGGAUUUGGCUCAAUGCACUACUCAUUUUCGUGCGAUAUAGAAGGACGACGGGAAUAUACGUUUAGAUCACGCUAUACUCCUUUCCCGUUAGGUUCCACAGCUCUGCAAGUUCCUAAACCCUUGUCUACCUGGGCCCAGGUCUUUCAGACAUUUCCCCGAAUUCGGUUUACGGGUAUAUAUAUAAGCACGGUCAAUUAUACUCGCCCAGGAGCGCAUUCGUCUUUCCAUAAUGUAUCAUGGAACGCGCCAAUUCAUAUCGUGACCUAUUACCGGUAUCUCCGUUUCUAUCCCGACGGUUCUCUUAUCUCGCUCCUCACAACCACCGACCCUGUCGAUGUUGUUCCCCACAUCAGCAAGGAGAACAUCGAAGCCCUUCAGACACCACCGUCCGCCCAUCGCCAACAUCAGAAUCAAGCGUUAAACCCUAAUCCGGCUGCUCCCGUUGCCGCAGUGGCCAAUCCCAUUCCUACCGUCGCGUCUUCCGCCCUUAAAUCUGCGUUGAAAGGUCGAUGGCACCUUUCACACCCAAGUCCUGUAAAGCCAACCGAGGAUUCCAAGUCCACCUCUACCACCGAGAUCGCCGCUCCCCGCCUAACUCCACAGCCGACCAGACAUGGAACCAACACGAGUUCGGACCCCAAGCAUGACCCGCGUGAUCUCUUUAUAGAAACAGAAGGCGUGGACCCCAAAUACACAUACACCAUGCAUCUCACUUUGCGAUCCGCCGCAACGCCGAGUCGAAGCGCCACACACGGCUCUGCUUCUACGCUGGCCAAUACUUCUAAGAACACAAAGCUGGUCUGGAAGGGAUUCUGGAGUUAUAAUCGACUCACUGAUGACUGGGGAGAAUUCGGGCUGCGUAACGAUAGGGCGUUCGUUUUUAGACGGGUUAGAGGUUGGGGUUUGAGCUAA
Coccidioides posadasii C735 delta SOWgp is the source of this 1704-nucleotide messenger RNA. RefSeq lists its product as uncharacterized. Gene Ontology annotation, cellular component: cytoplasm; SCF ubiquitin ligase complex. Lineage: Eukaryota; Fungi; Ascomycota; Eurotiomycetes; Onygenales; Onygenaceae. Gene Ontology annotation, molecular function: protein binding. Gene Ontology annotation, biological process: SCF-dependent proteasomal ubiquitin-dependent protein catabolic process. The record is from RefSeq and is a predicted model, not a curated record.